Molecule: messenger RNA, 3207 nt
Organism: Gadus chalcogrammus (walleye pollock)
Lineage: Eukaryota; Metazoa; Chordata; Actinopteri; Gadiformes; Gadidae
Gene: uba6
Product: ubiquitin like modifier activating enzyme 6
Exons: 32
Coding region: 124-3207 (1027 amino acids)
Biological process (GO): protein sumoylation
Cellular component (GO): SUMO activating enzyme complex; cytoplasm
Molecular function (GO): SUMO activating enzyme activity
Source: RefSeq, a predicted model, not a curated record
AAAAAAUAACCCGGAACCGUUCCAAGUUUCUAGCCAUUCAGAGCCAUUCAUUCGCUACAGUUCUUCGAAUACACUGACAGCUUUUUCUUGCACCAGCGGAUUUCCCCCUCUUCCCCUCCCGCUAUGGCUGCAGAUUCAAUGGAGAUCGACGACUCUCUGUACAGCCGUCAGCGCUAUGUACUGGGAGACAGCGCUAUGCAAAAGAUGGCCCAGUCUUCAGUCUUCCUCAGUGGAAUGGGAGGAUUGGGAAUUGAGAUAGCCAAGAAUAUUGUCCUUGCUGGUGUUAAGACAGUAACGCUACAUGACACCAAGCAGUGUGAAGUUUGGGAUCUGGGCAUCAACUUUUUCAUCCGCCAAGACGAUGUGUUCAACCAGAGGACGAGGGUGGAAGCUGUUUUCCCAAGGAUAGUGGAGCUGAACCCUUACGUUCAUGUGGAGAAGUCUUCAUCCACUCUGGAUGACAACACUGACCUCAGCUUCCUCAGAAAGUACCAAUGUGUUAUUUUGACUGAAGCCAGCCUGAAUCUCCAAAAGAGAGUGAACGAGUUCUGCCACUCACAAGAGCCUCCCGUCAGAUUCAUCAGCUGCAGUGCCCAUGGGAUCUGCGUGAGGGUGUUCUGUGACUUUGGGGAUGACUUCGAGGUGUCGGACCCCACGGGGGAGGAGCCCAAAGAGAUCUUCAUCCAGAGCAUCACUCAGGGCAGCCCAGGCGUGGUGACUUGCAUGGACAACCGGCCGCACGGCCUGCAGAACGGCCAGUCCGUCCUCUUCAGGGAGGUCAACGGCAUGCAGGAGCUCAACGGCAGCACGCGGCCAGUGACAGUCCUUUCUCCUCAUAGUUUUUCAAUAGAAGACACAUCCCAUCUCCAACCCUAUGCACAUGGAGGUUUCUUUGCCCUGGUGAAAACGCCCAUGACGUUCAGCUUCGAGACGAUGGAAAAACAGCUGUGGGAUCCUCAGGUUCUGACCCCAGACUUCAGUAAACCAGAGGCACCGCUACAGAUCCACGCAGCCAUGUUGGCUCUGGACACCUUCCAGGAGCAGCAGGGGAGGAUGCCCAACAUCGGGUGUCUACAGGAUGCCGAGGUUUUAGUGAAGCUCACGGAGGAAGUCAACGGCCGGCUCAAGAAUAAAGCUCCAGUGAACGCUGAGCUGGUGUGCUGCCUUUCCCGGACAGCGAGAGGCGCCCUCCCCCCGUUGGCGGCGGCUGUAGGCGGCCUGGCCAGUCAGGAAGCGCUCAAGGCCCUGACCGGGAAGUUUUCCCCGCUGCAGCAGUGGUUUUACCUGGAUGCUAUCGAGUUGUUUCGGCCGCUCCAGUCUCUUCCCGUGGAGGAGUUCUCCAGCAGGGGCGACCGCUACGACGGUCUUAGAGCCUGCAUCGGAGAGUCAAUGUGUCUGGAGCUGCACAAGCUCAGGGUGUUCAUGGUGGGCUGUGGCGCCAUCGGCUGUGAGAUGCUGAAGAACUUUGCUAUGCUCGGCGUUGGAUUGGCAAAGUGCUCGGGAGAGGUGUUCAUUACAGACCCGGACCUCAUAGAGAAAUCCAACCUUAACCGACAGUUUCUCUUCAGGCCAUAUCAUAUACAGAAGCCCAAGAGCAGCACGGCGGCGGUGGCCACGCUGGAGAUCAACCCGGAGCUGCAGGUGGACGCCCACCUGCACAAGGUGUGCCCCGCAACCGAGGGCACCUACAGCGACGCCUUCUACUCCCGCCUGCACCUGGUGGUGACGGCGCUGGACAACGUGGAGGCCCGCAGAUACGUGGACAGUCGAAGUGUAUCCAAUCAGAAAGCUCUCCUGGAUUCGGGGACGAUGGGAACCAAAGGACACACAGAGAUCAUUGUGCCAAACCUGACAGAGUCCUACAACAGCCACCGGGACCCCCCUGAGGAGGAGAUCCCGUUCUGCACCCUGAAAUCCUUCCCAGCGGUCAUAGAGCACACCAUCCAGUGGGCCCGGGACAAGUUUGAAAGCGGGUUCACUCAAAAGCCCUCCACCUAUAACCUCUUCUGGCAGACUCACUCUUCGGUGGAAGCAGUGCUUCAGAGGAUGCAGUCGAGGGAGAGUCUGGAGGGGGCUUUCCAGGUCAUCAAGCUGCUGAGCAAGCGGCCCAGCCAAUGGGAACACUGCAUCAUCCUGGCUCGCCUUAAAUUUGAGAAAUACUUCAAGAAAAAGGCCCUUCAACUGCUGCACUCCUUUCCUCUGGACACGCGGUUAAAGGACGGCAGUUUGUUUUGGCAAUCACCCAAAAGACCCCCGUCGCCUAUUGAAUUCAACUUGAAAGACAAUUUGCACCUCACCUUCGUCGUCAGUAUGGCCCGGCUGUUUGCAGGGAUCUAUAACAUCCCCUACUCCGAGAAGGAUCAAUGUGAAGAGUAUGUGGCCAGGGUUCUCGGCGAGGUCACUAUCCCAGAAUACAAACCCUCAGAGAAGCCAAUCGAGACAGACGAGUCGGCCAAGAAGCCAGACCAGCAGAAGCUGGCGCUGAGCAGUGAAGAGGAGAGGGAGGCUAUCACACAGCUGGAGGGAGCCAUCGCCGCCAGACACGUCAGCCCAGAGUGGCUGCAGGUGUCCCCCAUGCAGUUUGAGAAGGACGACGACGCCAAUGGACACAUGGACUUCGUGGCGUCGGCGUCGGCCCUCCGAGCGAGGAUGUACGCCAUCGAGGCCGCCGACCGCCUGAAGACCAAGCGCAUCGCCGGCAAGAUCAUCCCCGCCAUCGCCACGUCGACGGCCGCCGUGGCUGGACUGGUGGCGCUGGAGCUCAUUAAGGUGGUCGGCGGCUAUGGAUUUGAAUCGUUCAAAAACUGCUUCUUCAACCUGGCCAUCCCCGUGGUGGUGCUCACGGAGACCGCGCCCGUCAAACGCACACACAUCAGGGACAACAUUUCCUUCUCCAUCUGGGACCGGUGGAACAUCUACGGCCAUGACACCUUCACCCUCUCUGACUUCAUCAGCGCAGUGAAGGAGAAGUACGGCAUCGAGCCCACCAUGGUGGUCCACGGCGUAAAGAUGCUCUACGUGCCUGUGAUGCCCGGACACAACAAGAGGCUGAAGCUGACGAUGCACAAGCUGAUCAAGCCGCCGUCGGAGCGCCGCUACGUGGACCUGACCGUGUCCUUCGUGGCCGAGGCCGACGAGGACGAGGACCGCCCCGGCCCCCCCGUCAGGUACCACCUCCACCGCCGGGCGGGCGGCGAGACGCCCUGA